AUGACGCUAACCAUGAUUCUUUGGUUAUCACUCCUAUUGUGCACAACCUUCAUACAGGCCGAAAGAAGCUCAUUUGGACUGGCGGCAGGCGGCGCAGUUUUUGGGAAACGAAUGGCUGCCUCUAAGUUGUUUCCCCCACCAUCCAGAGUUUUGCUAUCGACCAGAGGGGGUUCGGAGGAAGAAGAGUAUGACACUGACGAUGAAUCGGAAGAAGAAGACUUUUUCGAUGAUUUCGACUUGGAAGAGGACGCCGAAGAAAAUUUUGACGAAGACAAUACAGUGGAAAGAAUCAUCCAAGCCUACAAGGACACACCUCCGCUCACAAAAGGGUACUUGACAGCUUCUGCAGUUGCGACAGGUAUAGGAUACCUUUCCAAAACGGAUUUCCCAAAGCUUCUUGUUCUAGACUGGAACAAAGUGUUGUAUAAAGCCCAAAUAUGGAGACCAUUCACAACCUUUCUCAACUUUGGUCGGUUCGGAUUGGGAUAUGCAAUGACAGUGCAUUUUGUGUGGAAUUAUAUGAGUACUCUGGAAAGGCUGCAUCACCACAAGCCGUAUGAUUUCUGGAUCAUGAUCAUCUUUGGUAUGAUGAGUAUGGUGAUUGGAUAUCCAGCCAUGAAACUGAAUCCAAAGUUCCUUGGUCACAACUUGUCUACCUUUUUGGUGUACAUUUGGAGCAGAUAUCAUGAAGGUUUGGAAGUCUCGAUGUUUGACCUCUUCACCACACGAGCAGAACUUUUGCCUUGGUUCUUCUUGGCACAAACGUUCCUUUUGGAGGGUGAACCUCCAAUGUUGGAUUUCUUGGGCAUCGUCUUUGGUCAUGUGUACCAUCACUGCAAAACCGUCGGUCUAUUGAGAGCUCCACAGUUCGUCGUUGAUUGGUACAAAACCAGUGAUGCAGCAGCAUCAAUACGGCAGAAAUACAAGAAAAUCUCUACAGAUUUUGUCCUAUAG
This is a messenger RNA of Cylindrotheca closterium, 954 nucleotides long. Lineage: Eukaryota; Bacillariophyta; Bacillariophyceae; Bacillariales; Bacillariaceae. The record is from the annotation of a GenBank genome assembly.